AUGUAUUAUUCUUUUGAGCUUGACAAUGAAAGUAAAGAAUUGUGCACAAUUGUCACACAAUACGGCAAAUAUCAGUAUCAACGAAUGGCAAUGGGAUUGAAACCCGCUCCUGAUGUUGCUCAAUACUACAUUGAGAAAACAUUGCAUGGGUUAAAAGAGCAAGGUGUUGAAGUCUACAUCAACAAUGUUGGACUCUUUUCUAAUUCUUAUGAAGAACACAUGCAAUUGAUCAAGACAGUGGUCGACCGUCUACAGGAAGCUGGCUUCAAAAUCAAUCCUUUGCAGUGUGAAUGGUGA
Molecule: messenger RNA, 297 nt
Organism: Cylindrotheca closterium
Lineage: Eukaryota; Bacillariophyta; Bacillariophyceae; Bacillariales; Bacillariaceae
Source: the annotation of a GenBank genome assembly